UGUAUGCCUGAUAUCGAAGAAAAUAAAUAUAAUAAUUUAAAUAAAAUCUAAAGGAUUAAGUUACGUGCCCAAAUAUUAAUUGUAAUAUAAUAGUAUUUAUUUUUUUAAUAUAUAUUUUGUUACCAAAUGGCGCAAGAACUAAAGGAAUUGUGUCAUUUAUUGUUUCCCGAUUCUACGGAAGAAUCAUUGGAGAAUUUUAAUGAAAUCAAUGACUACAUAAAAAAGUUAGGCUCACAGAACUGGGAGUAUGUUCGUAAAGAGCCGGAGAGAUUAACCGAGGAAAUGAAACAAUUGACAGAACAGACACAGGAAUUGGCUUUCACCAAUUACAAAACCUUUGUUGAGACAGCAGAGACCUCAAAAACUAUAAUGAAGGAUUUGGGAAAGUCGAAAGAGUCACUGGAUCUAUUUCUGAAUAUGACACCUAAUUUCUUACAUGAAUGUGAGAAAUUUUCACAGAUUGUUGGGAAUAUUGUCAAAGAGAAAAGCCAGUACAGUGGUAUUCGUAAUCAAGUUGACAAAAUGUUGGAACUUCUAGAGUUGCCAUCCAUUAUGCGAGAAGCUCUUAAUGCUGAAGACUAUGAGAGCGCAUUGGAUAUAUUUACAUUUGUUCGUAAUUUAUCAAAAAGAUAUUCUGAGAUACCUAUAGUGCAAAAUACAACUUCAGAAAUAAUGACACUGUGGUUUGAAACUUUAUAUCACUUAUUUAAUCAACUUCGUUAUGAUUUGCCUUUACCACAAUGUUUGCAAAUUUUAGGAUAUCUUCGUAGAGCAAAUACAGUAUACCGAGCUACAGAUGAUGAAGAGAAUGGGUUGCAAUAUGUAGCAGGGAGUAAAAACAAUAUCUUUACAUCAGAUGGGUUACAUUUACAUUUUUUAAAGGCAAGAAAUGCAUGGUUUCAAAAAGCUUUAGAGGAUGCUAAGAAUACCGAAACUCCUGAGAAAUUAUUGAGGAAAAUUGUGGAACUGCAUAGAAUUCACCUUUUCAAUGUAUUAACUCAGCAUAAAUCAAUAUUUCUAUCAGACACCCAAGAUUCUAAAAUAAAAGAUGAAGAGUUAAAUGGGACAAGUGCUCUUUCAUGCUGGCUAAAAGAAAAGGUGGAAAUUUUAGCUCACAUAUUGAACCAAGACCUAUUGAGGGAGGAUGAAUCAAGCUUUGAGGCCUUAUUAAAUCAGUGCAUGUUUUUGUGUCUGUCCUUCGGGAGAGUAGGUGCUGAUAUGAGAUGUGUGUUGACACCUUUAUUCCGAAAUAAUAUUCUGUUGCAAUUAAAUAGUGGUCUUGAAAGAGUGGUUAGUCAAUUAGAGAAGCAAAUGCGGUCAUACAAGGUACCCAGUAUUAAGAAUGUGCCACGACCAGUGAAUGAAAACAUGGCAUCUGGUCCUCCAGAGAACUUACUUGAUUACUAUCCUUUAGCUGAGUUUUGUAAUGGUUUAUUGACUGUACUGAAUUCACUGAGGAUUACUGCCCCAUUAAAUAUCGUUAAAGAUGUUUACAAAGGAUUUAGAAAAUCAUUAGAGAAAGCAGUCCACAUAUUAGUAGCAUUUUAUCAUAAGGAACAACAGAGCUUUUCAGACAUUGAGAGACAAAACUUUGUUUUGUUUUGUGUAAGUUUCUGUGAAGAUUUAGUGCCUUACAUAACGAAAUGUUUAUCACAGUCUUUCCCAUCCACACAGAUAGCAGAGUUGUUGGGGAUUACGUUAUCAGUUUUACAAGAAAGUAAAAUUCUUUAUAUAGACCAAAUAGUUAUCUGUGAGCGCCUUGGCCCUAUAAUAAAAUUACCAAUUAAUUAAUCUAUUCUACAAAAAAUAAUUUUGUGAUCAUAAUACUAUUAUUCUAUAUGGGAUGUGAUGAAAAGAUAAAUGUAAUAUGUUAUAUCGAGUAAGAGAUUUUUAUAUUAUUAAAGUUAGUUAUAUAGUUGCGAUUUUUACUGUCUAAAAAUAUUUGGUUUAUCCUGAAGUUGUGGUGUGGUAGCGACACAAACAACUGGGGCUGCAAAUUCGAAUUUGGCAAAUGAACACAGAACUCAUCAUUACCGCGUCGUUGACAACUUGACCACUGAGACGUCAAGAAAAUUGUAAUUGUAAUAAGUAAAUAAAACAAUAUUAAUUGGACAAAUUGUAUGUUAAUAUGUAUAUUCAAAAAUGGACCGGAGGGGGAGGGCCGGGGCAAUUCUUGGGAGGCGGUAGUUUUUAAUUUUGGCCCCGCCUCUAAAUAAUGAAGAUCCGGGGCUGAAGUACCAGAGAUUAUGUCACAGUUCAGAAUAAAAGCAUUCCUAUAUUAUUAUCAAUCAAUGUAGAACAUUUUAGUUGCUUCUGAUCCGGAA
Achroia grisella is the source of this 2324-nucleotide messenger RNA. RefSeq names its product conserved oligomeric Golgi complex subunit 8 (gene Cog8). NCBI's taxonomy places the organism in Eukaryota, Metazoa, Arthropoda, Insecta, Lepidoptera, Pyralidae. Gene Ontology annotation, cellular component: COG complex. The coding region runs from base 127 to 1791 and encodes 554 amino acids. Gene Ontology annotation, biological process: intra-Golgi vesicle-mediated transport. The record is from RefSeq and is a predicted model, not a curated record. The transcript has 7 exons.